UAUGACAGUGUGUGCCCGGUCGCCAAGGUGAGCUGUGCGUGAAAUAAGAAGCAAAGAAAGAGAUCCGGGCGACCGGCCGUGUCCUGGAUACCAACAUGGGACCCAAAUAUGCCAUAAAGGCUCUUAUCCUUGCAAGUAUCUUGUCAGUAGGCUUUGCAACCUUCGGACAUGAGCAUGUACAUAUAAAGAUACACUUGCCAGAAAUAGUGCAGCAUCACGAGAAGAAAGUUAUAAAAUACGAAGAUCACGGCGGAGGUGAUCACGGAGGUGGAGGUGGCGGCGGCGGUCAUGAUCAUCACAUCGACAUCAGCGGUCCUGGGGAUGACAUAGGAGGCGGUUUCGGAGAUGACCACGGCGGAGGUUUCGGUGGAGGUCACGGAGGAGGCUAUGGAGGUGGCGGUGGAUUCGGGGGUGGCUUCGGAGGAGGUCACGGUGGAGGUUUCGGUGGAGGUCACGGUGGAGGUUUCGGAGGUGGCCAUGGCGGAGGUGGAGGUAUUAUCAUAGACCACGGCGGCGGCCACGGCGGCGGAGGUGGUUAUGGCGGCGGGGGUGGUUAUGGCGGCGGAGGUGGCUAUGGGGGUGGUCAUGGCGGUGGUGGCGGCGGUAUAAUUAUAGAACAUGAUGGACAUGGCGGCGGCGGCGGACACGGAGGCGGUGGUUUUGACAGUGGACAUGGAGGUGGUGGAUAUGGCGGCGGCAGUGGGGGUGGUAUUAUUAUAGAACAUGGAGGACAUGGUGGUAGUGGUGGUUUUGAUAGUGGAGGCGGUGGUCAUGGAGGCGGCGGUUAUGGAGGCGGUGGUCAUGGAGGCGGCGGUCAUGGAGGCGGCGGUAUUAUCAUUGAACAUCAUGGGCAUGGCGGUGGUGGCGGCGGCGGUGGUUUUGGAGGUGGCCAUGGCGGCGGAUUUGGAGGAAGUAGCGGAUAUGGCGGCGGACAUGGUGGCGGUUUUGGAGGUGGUCAUGGCGGCGGAUUUGGCGGAAGUAGCGGAUAUGGCGGCGGACAUGGAGGCGGCUUUGGAGGUGGACAUGGUGACAGUUUUGGAGGCGGCCAUGGUGGCGGAUUUAGCGGAGGAUAUAGCAGUGGACAUGAUGGCGGUUUUGGAGGCGGUCAUGGAGGCGGAUAUGGAGGUGGUGGAUUUGGCGAUUUUGGCGGUGGAUUUGGGGGCGGACAUAGCGGUGGCGAUGAUCAUCAUAUUAGCUCCAGCAGUUAUGGCAACAGUAUAUCGUCUGGUUUUGGUAGCAGCGGCCAUGGCGGAAGCAGUUAUAGUUCUGGUAGUAGCUUUGAUUCGUAUUCAAGUGGUCAUGGCGGCGGCGGCGGCGGCGGCGGCGGCGGCGGCGGCGGCGGCGGCGAUAGUUACAGUGGAGGCCAUGGUGGUGGUGGAUUUUCCGGUUAUCACAAGAAAAAAUAGGAGUGAUCGCGCUGUGAUUAAUAUGUUGUGCAAAGCAUGCAUUAGAAAUAUCUAAUAGCCUUAUUCAUAUCUAUUUUAAUUGAUCGGUAUAAAAUAUCGGUAGCGAAUAAUAAUAAUCAUAGUAUCAUUACUUUGAUUAUGAUGUAACAAUCAAGAAAUUAUGACGUACGAUAAUGAGUGAAUGUUUUCUUAUAGUUUCUACGAAAUGAACGGUCAAUCGACUAAAACUUGUUUUCACUGACGGAGUCAUUUUAUGCUAAAAAUGAUUUAAAAUUUUAUUAUUUUUGAAUUUAUAGAAUUGCAAAUUUUUUUUAUAAAUUUUCUUUGUAUUUCUAUUGAAUUUUCAGAUAUUAUUCAAAUAUUUCUUAAUCUCAUCUUUGACAGAUAGUAUACCGAUGACAGAAUAUAAUACAACAAUUUCAAAUACAACAAUUUUACUAAUUUUGCAAAAGAUUUGUACACGACAGACGAAAUGACAACAAAAUAAUCGUAAUUCAAUGAUGAUAAAAAAACUGACGUACGCCUAUGACUGAAAUUUAUAUUUUUCCAAAGUUAUGAAAUAUGAAAAAGUACAGAUUAUCAGAAAUAGCUUUCUUAAACAUCGAGACAAAAUUAAUAAAAAAAUUUAUUUGAAGUUUUGAGAUAUUUUAUAUAAAUUUCUCAAUUACAUUAAAAGGACAGAAAAACUUGACACAUACAUAACUGAUACAUUUGACGUUAUGUAGACAAUUUUUUUCUUUAUUGUCUAUGGAAGAAAUUAAAGCAGUAAACUACUACUUUUCAAGUUGACAUUCAUAUUGAUUUAACUUGACUAAUUUACGACAAUGACAGAUUUAUGACAUUUCACGAGAAACAAUUACAGACGUAAACAUUUUAUUUAAACAUGAUUUAAAUAUUUGAACUAAUUUACGUCAUAUUACAUGUCUUAUAUUACGAAUUUUAUUAUAAUCGAAAUUAUCGAUUUUAUUGUUGAUGACAAUUUCGAAAAUAACAUCAAAAUAUAAGGAAUAUUAAUAAUUUAAAUUCAAGUUAUCUCUAAAAAAGAUUAGAAAGCAUUUAAACCAUAUUUUGUGAUAAAAGCUAUCAAACGUAUACAACUCAUGAACACACAUGAACGUAUAUAACUCCAUAACUCUUUACUACACAACCAUGUUUAAAUAUUUCUAUACCUCAGUUAAACCCGGCACGCAUCUCAAUUUUAGAUCUUCACUCAUGUGCCUCGUUCAGCACCUUGGCGGUUAGUAUCACAUGUAAAUCGCAAUUGCGAUUCAUCGACUUAAGUGCAUACUUAAAGCAACAUAUUGUGUUUGUACAUAUAAUACAUUUUGUAAAUAGAACAUUUUUUGUGUGUUAUAUUGUUAUAUUUUUAAUAAAGUUUUUUAUAUGUUUUUAA
Cataglyphis hispanica is the source of this 2799-nucleotide messenger RNA. RefSeq lists its product as uncharacterized. NCBI's taxonomy places the organism in Eukaryota, Metazoa, Arthropoda, Insecta, Hymenoptera, Formicidae. The record is from RefSeq and is a predicted model, not a curated record. The transcript is spliced from 5 exons. The coding region runs from base 96 to 1406 and encodes 436 amino acids.